Durotheca rogersii is the source of this 4995-nucleotide messenger RNA. RefSeq lists its product as uncharacterized. Gene Ontology annotation, molecular function: transcription coregulator activity. Bases 1 to 4557 code for a protein of 1518 amino acids. Gene Ontology annotation, cellular component: mediator complex. Lineage: Eukaryota; Fungi; Ascomycota; Sordariomycetes; Xylariales; Xylariaceae. The record is from RefSeq and is a predicted model, not a curated record. Gene Ontology annotation, biological process: regulation of transcription by RNA polymerase II. The transcript is spliced from 3 exons.
AUGACCUCCAGGCCCCCUAUGGCCGUGCCUCCGCGACAGCCUCAGAGAACUCUGAGCGGCUCGGGGCUGUCGCAGUCCCCUGCACACCACCGAACAUUGUCCCAGCAAUACCUGCCCCCGUCCCCCGUACGCAAGUCGGACAGCUUCAGCGACCAGACGAGCGACUCCGGCGAUGUUGUCCAGGGCCGAUUCAACGCCCUCCCGAGGCGGGGGGGCUCCAAGCUGAAGCUCGAGCUGGCCAACGACGGCAUCGAGCAUGCCGGCUUCAGCGAGUCCCCGCAGAAUCUCGAUGCCCUCUCCGCCAACAAGGCCUUCACCCCGUCGCGGGUCAUGUCCGUCAAUGAUGUCUCCGACGCUGGCGAUAUGACUCCGCGUACGUCGAGGUGCCAGACGGCCGACGACGACUCGACUCCCCUGCCCAUGCCUCCUCGCCGAACCCGGUUCGUCGUGCCCGUUAAGCGCCCCGAACCCUCGACGCCGAGCACGCCCUUGAAGAAGGACGCCCGCCCGAAGCCGUUCGUCCUUGACACGCCCUCGGCCGCUCCCCGCUACCCGAAUAUGGGCAAGGCGGAGCCCAUUGGUAAACGCGCCACCAAGGACAUCGGCGGCCCCGUGUACGCUAACGACUGCUUAGGAUAUGCCGAUUUCUACCCUUGGAGUGGAGGACAUUCCGAGGACCAGUUCUCGGAUAACAUUAUCCGACACGGGUUCUUCGACAAGACGCCGGCGCAAUCGACGCAGGAGCUCGCGUCGGCAAAAGGCCCGUUGUUUCCCGCUUUCAAACACAAGACCGGCCUUCAUAUGCUGUCCACGAUAUUUACCAGCAUCCUAAAUCAGAGGAGACACGGCGGCCAGAUAACCUCAGCUUCGACCUUUAAGCCCCCGCCUCGGGUCACGCUCACCGAUACGAAGAGGGAGAUCUGGCUCAAAGACCUCGCGAACCCGGCCAUUUCUCUCCGGCGUCUCAGUCGGACCAUACCCCACGGUAUCCGUGGGAAGGUGUUGCUCGACCAGUGCCUGAACAAGAACGUGCCUACGGAUCGGGCCGUCUGGUUAGCGAAAUGCGUCGGCGCAAACGAGAUUAGGGCCUUCAAGAGGAAAGGGGUGAACGGCACCUUCGUCAUGGGCGGGGAAGCGAAAUGGAUCCGGGACUGGACCGUCUAUGUCGAGCAAUUCGUCGACACCGUCGUUAGCGCCUUUAACGACGUCGAUUGGAAGUCCAAGGUCACAUAUGCCAUCCGCCUUGCAACCCAUCUUUACGCCGAACACCUCCUGGACCGGGAUCAUUACAUGGAUUGGCUCGUCUCUGGCCUGGAAUCCAGCAACCAGGCCAGGCUCCCCAUGUGGCUUCUCAUCAUCCAGAUAUAUUGGAAAGAUUUACUCAGACUGAGGAGACACGGGCGACGAUUAGCCAGCGCCAUCCUCAACCAUCACUCCUCCAUAUACCGCCAUCCUGAUCGCGAUAUUUUGCUUCCUCUUUCCACGCGACUACAGUCCCUUAUCGAAUCUCUGCUACUAGCUACUCCGGAGAAUCUCGUCAAUCCCGCCAUAUGGUUCAAGUACCGAGAAUCUCUCGUCGACCCCUCCCCUUCCUAUAACAACGAGCUUAGAUCAAGGAUAUUUAAGUUGGUCGACUCGCGCAACGAUUACUUGACGAGCUCGAACGCCAAGUCGCAGCCUGCCCUCCGAAGUAUAGUGGUGCAACUACUCGAUAGCAUUCAUCGAACUCCUCUCGACGAGGCGAUCCCGAAACAGCUAUGGAAGGCAAGCGAAAACAAAGCAUUUAUAGUGAGGACGAUUUUGGAAUGGUGCACCUCGCUCUACCGGCCCGGGAUCGCGAAAGUGUACGUUGCCACGAUGCUCUUGCGCUCAUCGGCGGCCUUCGACGCCGAUAUCACCCGAGCCAUCCUGGACUUCCUGGAUGCCGACCCGCUCGUAGAAUUGGGUCGCAAGCAACUCGUGUACCACCUCGUGUCGGAGCUCGCCCGGUCCGGCGACUUUGUCGUGGCCCAUUAUACCCAGUGGCUCAUCUCCCGGGGCGGCAUCGGAAAUUCUCUCGAAACGGACCGGGACGGGCCGUGCGCUACGAGGCUCCUCGUCGAAAUUCCCCUAUGCUCCCUUAGCGAGUCGAUGAAGAAUUUGCGGGCCACUCUACUCCGGAAGGCGUGUUUCUCAGUCGAGGACGAGGCGAGCGAUAUCACGACGGCGAUAAGCUAUGUCAAGAGUACGCUCUCGAUCCCGUUGAAUCCGGUCGAUUCUGUGUUGUGCAAGAAACCCAUUGGGCUCAAGAAAUUACUACGGCGAAUCGAGUUGAGCAGCCGCACUCUCAAGACGACUGUUUCUUCGUGGCUCAGCAACGACUUCAUCGGCGGGGUCGCCCAAAACCUGCAAUCGGGCAAGGGCGAUAUUGAGCUCCCGAAACCCAAAUUCGAGACGGUCCGGGCACUGCUCGAGGCCACUCAGGAUUUCACGAUGCUCGAAACCGGUCUGAAGCUUCUCGUGCCAUCUUCCAACCCAGAACUACUCGCCUGUUGCGCUGAUACCAUCAACCUUCAUCUACCCGUCUUUGCUGCUACGGGAGCAGCGAAGCCGCUCUUCCAGAGCCUGUACGAGAGGUUGAAGCCCAUCGCAGAGGAACAAGGUGUCGGCGCGCGUCCUCUCCUCGCUUCUCUCACCAACCUUGCCCCCCGUCUAACCGGGUUGGAGGAAGUGGCAGCGCAGCUGCAGAAAGACCUGAUCCGCACCGAUCGUAGCAGUGCCGCGGAUGCCUCAUCGCCGUUAUCCGACAACAUGGCCACGCAGCUCCAGGAUGCCGAGACGGAACUAAGCGAGCAGAUAGAGAAGCUUGCCAGCUAUACGAGCGCCGAUCGGUCGACUAUGGAGCGCUUGUUCCACGCCAUCAUCGUGAAGCUGCAAAAUUACUGGGGCAAGACGGAUGAGCGACAACGGCUCUGUUGCAUUCUGCUCACGAGGCUGCGCGUGUUCGAUAUACAGCACUUCAACACGCUCAUGAAAGGCUGGGCUCAGCACAUCCGGAAGCUGACGAACCGACCGCCUAUCGACCGGUUGUUUCCGCCCCUCAUCAGUUCAGGCUGCUUAUCGCUGGCGAUCCUAUUCGCGACCGCCCCGAGGAGCCAGCUACAGGCCACUCAAUUCCAGCCUAGCGCCGUCGGGUCUGCCUCCGUCUACAUGCAAGAAAUACUGCAAAUGUUGAUGAUCCCGUUCAGCCCGAGCCCGGCCAUGACUUCGGAGGAUUGUUACCGCUUUCGCAUUAUCCAAGACCACGCCAAGCGCGAGUACGCUAAGGAGAUCAUGCCCCUGAUCCGCGGGGCCCUGGCAGAGUAUUCGGCCUCUCAGAACCAGCGGGCUUCGGUCCGACAACCUCUCGACGACGACCAAACCAAGGCUCAGCUGCUCGAACUCCUCCGAGGCCUGGUGCUCGUCGAUCCAAACGCUGCCAGCCAGACACUGUCGCUCAAAAGCCCCGACCCCAAGCUGGCUGCCCUUAUCGAGACGUGGACCACCAAGCUCCUAGUUCCCCACGGCGGAGGUGGGCAGAAGUCCUUCGAGCAAGUUCUCGAACUCGCUAACGAGUUCACGCUACCGUUUUGCCAGGUGAAGCUCUCGCUGAAUCUGGCCACUGACGACUCGGCCGGCCCCGAGGGAUCGGAGAGGCUCCAGUCGCAGUUUGAACUGCUGUCGAAAGCCAUCGACAACGCCAUCGACGCGAACAAUAUCAUGUGGACGGGCAUGCUUCCUUCGUUGAGCCCCAACAUCACACAACACAUGAGAAACCGAGCAGAGUCGCGCUUUCUAGAAAUCAUCCCCUCUCUGAAGAACCCUCCGGCGGACGCUUUUCCAGAUGGGGACAUCUACAUGGCCGAGAAUCUGCUGACGGUCAUCGACGCCAUCUUCCGAGGAGCAACGGGGCCCAAGGCUUCUCCGCUUUCCAACGCUCUAGUCGAGAAACUCGCCGACCUCUGGGACAUACUAACCUCGGGCAAUAGCGAGCACGCGUCGUUAAAGAGGGCAGUGCUCUCGCACUGGCUGCCUCUCGUUUUCUCUUACCUGACGCUCUUUACUUCGCCGUCGACCGGGGCGAUAGACGUGUCACGGCCGCACGGGGGCGAGAUUCGCGGGCGCGCCUUGAUCAUCCUCGCCGGCCUCGUCCAGGAGCUCGACAACUACCCGUUCUCCGGCCUGGGAGAAAAGGCGCUCGACAUCGCACUGGCGCUCGUCGACGGUCUGCCCGAAGACGCGCGUCUCCAGUGCGUGCGCGGAGUCAAGGACGUCACAUCAGACUCCCGGAUUAGAUACCUAUUUAGUUUUGCGCCCAAUCCGGAGGAAGACUUUAUGCUAGCCCACCGCGAGAAGCCGCCGGUCGGGUUCCAGGAGAGGAGAGCGAUGGGGUUGGGCAUAGGGAUGGGUAUGCUUCCCGAGAAACUGACGCCGUUCGUAUUUAGGAGGUGGGAGAUUCUCAACGAACCUACACCGAACGUCGGCGAGAACGACACCAGCCUCAGUUUAACGCUGUUCGACGCUAGGAGGAUAAAGUGAAAGGGGCUCGUGCGGGUGGGGGAGGGGGAGCUGGCGUGCUCUCUCGUGGUUCAUGUUAUCCGCCAGGUCGUGUGAAGUAGCUUAUUGAUGAACCUUCGGACCGAGAGCUUCGACGAUGGACUUGAUAGUUUUCAGGCUUUCGGGGAUUGGAGGACUUCGGCGUCCUUUUUUUUUUUUCCUUUUCUGAUUCUAGUACGAUGCAUUCAUUAGGGGCUCGCAUUUUUUCUCUAGAGUAGCAGUCGCCAGAAGGGUGUCGGCAUUAGUUUCUCCCUUUUGUGCUUUUUUUUUAUCAUCUCACGAUCCAUUGGCAUUCACGAUUACACGUACGCAUCCGCCGAGCUGGAAAGUCUUUUUCUAUUUUGGGGGGUUUUUUUACACGACAUCAAUUCGGUGCGAUAGUUGCGCUCACGUGCUCAUUUCGUUUAGUCUUCCUGUUGA